CACCCAGGAGCUUCCCAACCUGGAGUUGAGGGAAGACGAGGUGGAGGGCAUUGCAGAAGGCAUUGAGGCUGCCCUCUUCCACCUGACCCAGGACACCAACCUCCGCUACAAGAGCAAGUACCGUAACCUGCUCUUCAACCUGCGGGAUCCCCGAAAUGACCUGUUUCUCAAAGUGGCUCACUGUGAUGUCACCCCUAAGGACCUGGUACAGAUGAGCUCAAUCCAGCUGGCCCCGAAGGAGCUGUCCCGCUGGCGGGACCAGGAGAAGAGAAGGAGCCUGGAUAUCAUUGAGCAACAACAGAAGGAACCGUACAGGCUUCCCGCCUCCAAACUGACUCACAAGGGCGAGGUAGAGAUCCCUCGGGACUCGGACCAGAUGCUGACCUUGGAAGACCUGAUGGAACCCAUGGUGCCCAGAGAGUGCAGCCUACAGGCCCUAACGACCCCCCUGGAGGACACCACAGAUUGGCAUCAGCACCACCUCUGUGACUCCAGCUGCCAGAUCUGCACGGGUGGGAAGGGAGGCAGGAAGGCUGACAGUGGGAGCCAGCCAGAGCUACAAGCUGGCAUCAGCCACAGCAUGGAUCAGAAAUCCUCAACUAAACUGCCAGCCUUCUCCCCGGCCGCCAUGAACGAGGAGGAAAACACCAUCCAGAAAGCCCCAAGUCCAGUUCCUGUGUCCUCUCCAGAGAUGCUCAAAGUUGGGAAGACACCCCCUAAGGAACCACAAGACAGGUAUGGGAUUGCUCACAAAGCUUCUUGGUUCCCUCCUGCUCAAGGCCAAUGCUUGGAUCAGUGUUCAGGUCUCUACAGUGAGAACACAGCCCUUACUGACUUUGCAAACAAAAGGGACCGUGGGGAUAUCCCAAUGAAUGACUCUGCUUGGCCCUGCCCUGUCCCUUCUUCUAGGCUCCAGAUGCCUGCUGGGCCCAAACCUGUCCCGCCCAGCCCUCCGCCCUGGGAGGGUUCACUGGACAUGUUCUCCAUCAAGCACUUCCGGACCAAGGCGCAGCUGAUCUCCGGGCACAGCUGUCAGCUUGUCCAGGGUCUGCCAGAGGUCAUUCGCUCAGCAGGCCGCCUCCCUCCAAACCACAUCUGGGAUCUUCUAGACAGUAUGGGCCCAUCCAGGGCAAAGGACAUCUGUGUGGUCAGAUUGAGUCCCCACGGGUCUCGGGACAUCCAGAACUACCGUUUGCUCUACUCCUACCUCAACGACAAGCAGUGCCACUGCCUGGCGACCGUGCAUCAUGUGAAAAUGGUCCUGAUGCCCUUGCCUGCCUUUGAGCCUCUGCCAGCCAGGCUGCGCCCUCUGGGGGGCCCAGGUCUUGAAACUGCUCACACGAGCCUGUUACUGGCUGUGCUGUUCCCAGAGGAUGAGCUUCCAGACACAGCUCUGUCCAGCCCCGUGUGGAGCAAGGCUCCAAAGACCGUGUCUUUCAGCAAAAAGGUGGAAAGGAUCCGAUACUCAUCAGAGGACAGGAGGUCAGAGGCCACCCCGAGAGGACCAUCUCCCCAUGAGGAGGAGCCAAAGCAGAGCUUGGCCCAGGGCAACCUGGCUCCAAGGAGUGUGUGUGCUCCACAGAGCCUCUCCAGAGGCAGGGGAAGUGAGCCUGGGUGGGGACAGUGGUCCUCAGAAGCAGGCUGGCACUACUCCCAGCACUACUCCCAGCAUCCCAAUCCAGCAGGACCCAUGUUCCCUGGCAUCAGCCGUGGACAGCACCUCCACAGGGCCUCCUGUUUCCACCAUGACCUACACCAGCACCUCAAGGUCUUAGUGACCAUGAGUCACCAGUUCCAGGCCUCACUGAGGCCCCAAGGCCAGGAUUCCUGCCUCCCAUCUACCGUAGUAUCUGUAGUUCCAGAUCCCCCUGGGUCUUCUUCAGGCCCUUUGGAUGGAGGUGGCUCUGGCUGUCCCCUGCCAGAGGGGCCUGACCCUUUAGAGCUUCCAGAAUAG
Rattus norvegicus (Norway rat) is the source of this 1954-nucleotide messenger RNA. Lineage: Eukaryota; Metazoa; Chordata; Mammalia; Rodentia; Muridae. The record is from RefSeq and is a predicted model, not a curated record.